GCAGAGCUUACCAUCCAACUGACCCCUUCUCUUGUCAAAAUGAUGACGAGGCGCACAUCACAAGUGCGCGGGGAGCUUAAAACAAAGAUGCGCCCACUGACGGCCUCGUUCUUUGGCUUCCGUGCAAGCAGAUCUAUACCCGCCAUCAAGCAAAACCGUGACCUGGCUGAGUCUCUCAAGGAAGGAUCACGUUUUGUUUUUAAGGACUGGGAAAUGAAAUGUGGCAUAUACAAGACCGGAUUAAUCCAGGAGGCGAUGAAUGAUAUGUGGUUCGCAAACCGAAGCGACGAGGGUAUAGUAUAUGCUAAAUACUUCGAUCCUUUACCCGUUCAAACCAUUGCGCUUAUACUCACAGCUAGUGCUGCC
Molecule: messenger RNA, 366 nt
Organism: Suillus plorans
Lineage: Eukaryota; Fungi; Basidiomycota; Agaricomycetes; Boletales; Suillaceae
Exons: 3
Source: RefSeq, a predicted model, not a curated record